Molecule: messenger RNA, 1197 nt
Organism: Elaeis guineensis (African oil palm)
Lineage: Eukaryota; Viridiplantae; Streptophyta; Magnoliopsida; Arecales; Arecaceae
Product: delta(7)-sterol-C5(6)-desaturase
Biological process (GO): lipid biosynthetic process
Molecular function (GO): oxidoreductase activity; iron ion binding
Source: RefSeq, a predicted model, not a curated record
AGUGCGGUGUUCCGAGGUCCCCGUCGGAUACGUCCGGCCCCCCUGGUCCACUUCGCCGCUCUCUAGACGUAACUUCUUUAUCUAUACAUCCAAGAUCAAGAUCCGGACACCGCCACUGGUGGAGGCGGUUGCCGGGAUGGAGGGCGCCGAUUACCUGCACCUGUUCGUGGAGGAGACUGACUGGUACAACGGUGUCGUUCUCGAUGCAUUCAUACCUGGCGGUGCCUGGAAGCGCCUCCCCCGCCCUCUCCAGUCGUGGCUCCGCAACUACAUCGGCGGCACCCUCCUCUACCUCGUCUCCGGCUUCCUCUGGUGCUUGUAUAUCUACUACUGGAAACGCAACGUCUACCUUCCCAAAGAUGCUAUACCUUCAAACAAAGCCAUGCUUUUGCAAAUAAUAGUUGCAAUGAAGGCUAUGCCUUGGUAUUGUGCUCUUCCAACACUUUCAGAAUACAUGGUUGAAAGAGGAUGGACCAGAUGUUUCUCUAGUAUAACCGAAGUUGGUUGGCCUGCCUAUGUUGCUUAUCUGACAAUAUAUUUGGUCUUUGUGGAGUUUGGAAUUUACUGGAUGCAUAGAGAGUUGCAUGACAUAAAACCAUUAUACAAAUAUCUUCAUGCAACACAUCAUAUCUACAACAAGCAGAAUACACUGUCACCAUUUGCUGGAUUGGCAUUCCAUCCAUUGGAUGGGAUACUGCAGGCGUUGCCACAUGUGAUAGCCCUCUUCAUUGUCCCGACCCAGUUUAUGACUCACGUACUUCUCCUGUUUUUUGAGGCUCUGUGGACGGCAAACAUUCAUGACUGCAUCCAUGGUAAGGUGUGGCCUGUCAUGGGUGCUGGCUACCACACAAUCCACCACACCACCUACCGCCACAACUAUGGUCAUUACACUAUAUGGAUGGACUGGAUGUUUGGAAGUCUUCGUGACCCCGAGGAAGAACCCAAGAAGGUGGAGUAAUCCAGGUCCAGUGUACUUUAGCCUUUCUUAUGAUCAGACAGGCCAGGUGGACCUGCUUAGUCCUCAUGUCUAGUGGUCUCAGUCUCUUUUAUGGAUAUGAUGCUUGUUUAGUUGCUGUAUAAUUACUCAGGGACCUUUUUAACUUUGCUGUGAAAUGAUUGAUGGAAGUGCGGACUGUUCUGAAAACUUCAGUGAGUUUAUGGAUGAACGACGGACCAAGGAUGCACCAUUUUUUAUCA